This is a messenger RNA of Rhincodon typus (whale shark), 1371 nucleotides long. RefSeq names its product syntaxin 19 (gene stx19). Gene Ontology annotation, cellular component: SNARE complex; synaptic vesicle; presynaptic active zone membrane. Lineage: Eukaryota; Metazoa; Chordata; Chondrichthyes; Orectolobiformes; Rhincodontidae. Gene Ontology annotation, biological process: exocytosis; intracellular protein transport; synaptic vesicle fusion to presynaptic active zone membrane. Gene Ontology annotation, molecular function: SNAP receptor activity; SNARE binding. The transcript has 2 exons. The coding region runs from base 322 to 1203 and encodes 293 amino acids. The record is from RefSeq and is a predicted model, not a curated record.
ACACUUAAUACAGUCGGAAGUUGCUUCCCCACUAAUGUUUACAACAUGGAGAACUAUUAAAGGAAAGCCAUUGUGGUCUUAGAAUGCAGCUUGCUCUUAGAGACUUCAAGCACACCAUGGAAGCUACAAUGCAUAGAUUCCUCACUUUAUAUCCGGGGAGCCACAAUUCCAGCUGAGAUCUUGAACAAACGCCAUUAAAUACUAGUUUGAUUGCAUAAAGAUGAAAAGAUGUCUGCAAGGAUACAAAAUUCAAGAACCUGUGGACGCAGUACUCGUGCAGAUGGAAGGAUAACUUAUAGUAGCAGACUAUAGCUAGCCAAAAUGAAGGAUCGGCUUCAAGAACUUAAACAACGGGCAAGAGAGGCUGAACUUAAGACAGGCAAUGAAGGUGAAGAAAGCAAGCAAACUGAAGAGAGUAUUUACUUUAAACAACAAGCCAUUAUUUUUGAAAAAGAGCCAAUCAUGGAGAAUUUCUUACUAGGUGCACAGAAAAUUCAAGAUGAAAUCAAUGAACUAAAUAAUGAUAUAAAGAAACUGAGUCAACAGAGCACCACCAUGGUUUCCACACGUCGGUUCAGCAUUAUUAAAAAGGACAGUUCCAACCUCAUUAAAGAAAUCAAACUCCAAGCCGAGUCCAUUCACAAACAUUUAGAUACAUUAUCAAAGGAUGCACAACAAUCAGAGGCUGACGCUGGAGAGGAUGCAAUUAUUUCAAGAAUGAAGAGGACACAAUAUUUAAUGCUGUUGAAGCAGUAUCAGACAGGCAUGUCAGACUUUAAUACUGUUCUAAACAAAAAACAAGAAAAUUGCAAAAAUUUCAUUCAACGCCAGCUUGAAGUUGUUGGAAAGGAAGUAUCAGAAGAGGAGCUGAACAACAUGGUGGAGCAUGACAAAUGGUACGUUUUCAACGAGAACUUUCUCAGUGAUGUCAAAAUUACUAAAGGUCAUCUGUCUGAAAUUGAGAAUCGCCACAAGGAAUUAAUCAACCUUGAAAAUCAAAUCAAAGAGCUACAAGAUCUUUUUGUGCAAAUUUCACUUUUGGUGCAUGAGCAAGGGGACUUCCUGAACAACAUUGAAAGGGCAGUGUUGAACACAAAAGAAUACACAGAAAAAGGCAGGGAUGAAAUCAAGCUAGCAGUAAAAUUAACAAAGAAAAAUCUAUGCAGGAAGUUGUGCUGUUGGUGUUUCCCUUGUUGUGCAUGAUAUUAUAUAACUAGACGUUAUGUAUGGGAACCGUGUCACUUUCAGCAAUAACUACCAAAUAUUUAUCACUAUAAAAUUAAGAUUCACCUACAAACAUAUUAGGUUUGAGAAAGCUGUGGAUGGACUGCAAAACCUGUCACUCCAAGAAAUAAAUGAAGUUGCCACCAG